Messenger RNA from Pelobates fuscus (common spadefoot toad), 1732 nucleotides. It is a transcript of the gene ADTRP, whose product is annotated as androgen dependent TFPI regulating protein. Gene Ontology annotation, cellular component: membrane; endomembrane system. The transcript has 6 exons. The record is from RefSeq and is a predicted model, not a curated record. NCBI's taxonomy places the organism in Eukaryota, Metazoa, Chordata, Amphibia, Anura, Pelobatidae. The coding region runs from base 125 to 814 and encodes 229 amino acids.
GUUGUUCUAAAGCUCAUUCAUAGUCUGCACAGAGCUACGUCCCUCCCUGAAUGUUCACCCAGGCAUAUGCUUGCAGUUGAAGGAUUUUGCACUCGUUAGGUCUAUUCUACUGAUUUUCUAUAUCAUGGCAGCUGUGACUUUGCUAAUAUACCACUGCUUUAUUUUUAGCUGGUACGUUUUCCUUACCUAUUUGCUUUUUACAGUCACUUCCAAAGAGCCGCCUGUUGGAGUUUUCUUAUAUGGCGGGCAGUGGAAAUACUUGACAGUUCUCAAUGUGGUUUUGCAGACUAUCUUCUAUGCUGUUUGUUUUGUGUCUGAUCUCCUGAUGCCAGUAAAAGGAAUUCGAUUAGCAAAGUGUAUAAUCUUCUGCAGAGACCUGUUCUUCUCUGUUCUGGCUUUUCCUGCGUCAACUUUUGUGUUUUUAUCGUUUUGGGCACUGUACUCCUAUGACAGAGAGCUGGUCUAUCCUGAAGGUCUUGAUUUGAUAAUUCCACCAUGGCUUAAUCAUGCUGUACACACAGCUGUGUUUCCACUUGCUGUAUUAGAAAUUUUAAACUCUCCUCAUCGUUAUCCAGAAAAGAAAAAUGGCCUUACCUUCUUGGGAAUUUGCUCCGUAACUUAUUUAAGUUGGAUUAUGUGGAUUUAUUUUGUUGAUGGCAAGUGGGUUUAUCCUUUUCUUGGAUUACUUAGUCCACUUGGAUUUGUAGUGUUUCUUUUAGGUAGCCAAGCACUUGCUGCAUUAAUCUACAUUACUGGAGAUACUCUCAAUUAUGUUAUCUGGGGAGGAGAGGAAGAAAGAAAAAAGAAUAUAUAAGCGUUCCCUGGUUUGUACUUCGCCCAUGAAGUGUAUGAAACAUUCUGAAAUGUAUAUCGGUCUCACUCCAUUACAUUGAAAGUCGUCAAUUUAUGACCAACGAUGAACAAUAUUUUGUGAACAUAUGGUAUAUAUUUUCAAAUGUUAUGAUAGAUUCCAAUAAAACCUUCAGGAUUUUUGCAUGCAACAUUACCUAGAGAAGUCAAAUAUCACAAUAUAUUUACCAUCUACUUAUCACUCAACCUUAGAUAGAGAAUUUAGAGUUUUAUUACAAAGGUAGUCUGAAAUAAACAGCUUUCCCAUUGUUUGGGUUAUGUAAAAGGUAAUAGUGCAACAAAUGUGGAUGAGGGUUGAAGGAUCUAAGCCACAAACUCCAUAAUAAAUGUGCAGGACCACAUGCCUUACUUUAUUUAAAAAAAUAAAUUACCAUGUGAAUUUGACACAAAGUAUCUAAUGCUUCUAAUAUUUUAGGGGACUUUAUCUGGGUAGGUCUUAUUUUAGAGAAUCCAUAAAAAGGUAUCAGAAACACACUCAUGGCUUCACUAUAUGCUAGGGGUAACAUUCUCAAAUGUUCUACCGAUAUGACUGUGCAACCUAUGGUUUAUGAAUAAUUGUUACCUGUCUUUAGGGAAAAAUGUAAUCUACUCUCCUCCCCGUCAUCAAAGGACAAAUUGAGGUGACUACAUAGGUGUGUGCCCAAUUAAUGGUACAAUGGGAAUAAUGAGUAAUUUAGCACAAGUGGAUUAAUAAGGAGAAUAUCAAACUUGCAAUGCUAUGUAUAGCUCUCACUGAGAUGAGAACAUUCAUAUUUUUUUUUUCAUAUCUGAGUAUAUACAAGUGUUUAAUAUCUGAGUAUUUCCAAAAAACCUACAAAAAUAGGUUUAUGAAAAUAAAUUAAACACGUAUUAAAUAAUUUAA